AUGGCCGCGCGAUUCCUCUGGGACUGGGAGCUGAACCCGCCGCGCAGCCCUCACCUGCGGGUUCUGAGCCGCUUCCCAGGACCGAAGGCGGGCCCCGAAAGGGGCACCGAGAUGAAUAGCUUCGAUGACAAAUACUUUAGAAUACUCAUCUUACAAAUACAGAAAAAGGCUAUGGUUUUCUUUCUCCAGGAUCAGGCAUAGAGUCUGAUUGAAUGGCUCCAAUUAUCAGGACCUGAAAGCCUAAUAUCAGAAUCUACUACUUUGUAUGUUAAUUAUUCAUACUGCAUGAUUGAGGACUAGAGUCAGAGAGUCACCUGCAAUAUUUGGAAUGCCAGUGGAGGUCUACAUCAACACAGAAUUUAUACAGCACCUGGUGCCAGUCAAAGCUAAUGAUGGAAUUUCAGCUUAAUAAAAAGACCCCCAACUGAGCACUAUCUUGGAAAAAAAGUAUACUUGUCAAAUAGCUUUCAAUCAAUUCAAGAGAGACACCUUAAUUGGGAAGAGGAAGAUUUGCAGAGCAGUUUGUCAUUGUGCCAAUUCCAGAUCAAUAACUGUGUGUCUGCUUUUUGGUAGAUAGAGCUUCUGUUAUGUAUUCAGUAACCACACCUACAUCUUCCCCAUUUGGAUAAGGAGGUCUUUGUUUCAUGUGACAAUGUUAAUUGAUAUCUUCUUUUAAUUUACCUCUGUGUCUUCAUAAUAACAAGAGCAAACUUUAGACUUGAGAUUAUAAAGGUCAAUGUUGUUUUUUACAUUUUUAAGUAAAUUAUGUAUUUUUUGUAACAGGAAAGCAGUACUUAUGAAAUUUUUAUAUUUUAAAAGUUGUUUUGUUGGAAGACACUUAUAUGAGUCAAGUUAAAUUAUGGUGGUUUAACCGUAAGAAGAAUUUGCUGAACAAUGGUGAUCUGGAUUCAUAAUAAAAUUCUUUUGGAGAAGACUGUACAGAGUCAUUUACUA
Molecule: messenger RNA, 954 nt
Organism: Hipposideros armiger (great roundleaf bat)
Lineage: Eukaryota; Metazoa; Chordata; Mammalia; Chiroptera; Hipposideridae
Source: RefSeq, a predicted model, not a curated record